UUCGCCCUGUCACUCGCCAACUUGAUGGCCAACAGCGCCGGGAUGGGCGGGGGCCAGGUGUACCCGCCGCCGCACGGGCAAGCGGCCGUGAACCAGCAGCACCCGCCCAACAACUGGGCGGACAACGACGCCAACACGCUGCUGGUGGUGGCGACGCUCAUCACGACGCUGACGUACCAGCUCGGGAGCAACGUCCCCGGCGGGUACUGGCAGGACACGCAGCUCUCGGCCGACGGCAAGACGGAGCUGCACCGCACCGGCGACCCCGUCAUGCGCGACCUUCACCGGCCAAGGUACUGGGUGUUCAUGGCGGCGAGCUGGAUGGGGUUCGCGGGGUCGAUGCUGAUGACGCUGAGCCUGCUGGUGCGCAUGCCGGUGAUCUCGCGGCAGGUGCGGUGGUCGUUCGCGGUGGCCUACGCCAGCCUCGUGCUCACCUUCAUCGUGUCGCAGUCCGGGACGCACCUGUCUCUGGACAUCCUCGUCUGGGCGGUCGUCGUCGCCUUCCUCUGGCUCAUGACCAGCGUCCGGCCGGAGCACCGGGCACGAAUCGUCGGUUGCCUCUGCUGCGCCGGCGACAAUUGACCGGGACUAGCUAGUCCAUCCUUGCUCGAUUAACUUGCAACAAUGUUAAUUAGUUGCCUCCCUCUUUUUUCCCGAAAUGUUAUCUUUCUCUUGACUCUAGGAUUAUGAACAUUUUCAGUGGCUAGGA
This is a messenger RNA of Phragmites australis (common reed), 709 nucleotides long. RefSeq lists its product as uncharacterized. The record is from RefSeq and is a predicted model, not a curated record. The coding region runs from base 25 to 582 and encodes 185 amino acids. NCBI's taxonomy places the organism in Eukaryota, Viridiplantae, Streptophyta, Magnoliopsida, Poales, Poaceae. The transcript is spliced from 2 exons.